UCUUUCUUCUCUUCAUUCAUUCUUUUAUAUAUAUAUAGACUCACUCACUAAACUCAAAAAUGAGAUAAUCAGAACAAUAAAACUAAAAACCCAAUUUAGUACUGAAGAAUCAUCGAUCAUGGUGAUGAUGAGGAACUUGGUAUUAUUCUUCCUAAUAACAUUAUUGGUAGUGGGGAUUGUUCGUAUAGAGGCAACCGCAGGCUUUAACUAUGCGGAUGCACUUGACAAGAGCUUGAUGUUCUUCGAGGCACAAAGGUCUGGUAAGCUACCGUCACAGGACCAGCGAGUCAAGUGGCGUAGUGACUCGGGACUCAGAGACGGACUGGCUCAAGGGGUGGAUUUGGUUGGAGGGUAUUAUGAUGCAGGGGAUCACGUCAAGUUUGGUCUACCAAUGGCGUUUACUGCAACAAUGCUUUCAUGGGGAGUAAUUGAUUACAGGAAGGAAAUCAAAAGUUUGGACCAAAUGGGACAUAGUUUAAGGGCCAUUAGAUGGGCCACUGACUACUUCAUCAAGGCACAUCCUAAUCCUAAUGUUCUCUGGGCACAGGUGGGAGAUGGGGAAUCUGAUCACUACUGUUGGCAACGUGCUGAAGACAUGACCACUUCAAGAACAGCAUACAAGCUAGACGAAAACCACCCCGGUUCAGACCUCGCUGGUGAGACCGCCGCAGCCUUGGCUGCAGCCUCCAUAGCUUUCAAACCUUACAACUCUUCCUACUCAAGCCUCCUCUUGUCUCAUGCAAAACAGCUUUUCACAUUUGCUGAUAAAUUUAGAGGCUUAUAUGACGAUUCUAUCCCUAAUGCCAAGCAAUUCUACACCUCCUCAGGCUAUUCUGAUGAGUUGUUAUGGGCUGCUGCGUGGCUUUACCGAGCAACCAAUGAGGAAUAUUACUUGAAGUACGUAGUGGACAAUGCUGUGUAUAUGGGGGGAACAGGCUGGGCAGUGAAAGAGUUUUCUUGGGAUAACAAGUAUGCUGGUGUACAAAUCCUUCUCACUAAGAUAUUGUUGGAGGGCAAAGUUGGCGGUGCCUACACUUCCACACUCAAACAAUACCAAGCCAAAGCUGACUACUUUGCCUGUGCUAUGCUCCAAAAGAAUGGUGGUUACAAUGCCCACUUAACUCCUGGUGGACUGUUGUAUGUGCGUGAAUGGAACAACAUGCAGUAUGCCACUUCAGCUGCAUUUCUUCUAGCUGUUUACUCAGACGUCCUAGCUGCAAAAAAUUCUAAGCUCACUUGCCCAGAUGGCCAAGCUCAACCUAAAGAGCUUCUCAACUUUGCUAAAUCACAGGCUGACUAUAUUCUUGGUAAGAAUCCAAAGUCCAUAAGCUACUUGGUUGGGUAUGGACCAAAAUAUCCAAUCCAUGUACACCACAGGGGCUCCUCCAUACCUUCUGUGUUCAAUUACCACUCUAUGGUUGGAUGUGUGCAAGGGUUUGAUUCAUGGUACCGACGAUCGGAGGCAAAUCCAAAUGUCGUCUAUGGAGGCCUUGUGGGAGGUCCUGACGAGAACGAUGGCUUCUCAGAUGACAGAUCUAAUUAUGAACAAACUGAGCCUACAAUCUCUGCUGGUGGCCCACUUUUAGGCCUCUUCUCUAAGUUGCAAAUUACCUUUAAUGAAAUCCCAAGUUCUAAGUAUAGAGACUCGCCAAUUUCCCCCAAAACAACACCAGCACCAGCACCAACUACAUAUUCUCAGAGUGAGACAACAGAACCCAACCAAAACAAAGAUGCCACUCCUCUCAAGUUGGUUCACUCAAUAACCAGUACAUGGAAUGUUGGACAUGAAACAUACUACAGACACAAGGUGGUGAUCAAGAACACAUCAAGGAAGAAGAUAACAAGUCUCAAGCUUGCAAUUCACAACCUUACAGGGUCAUUGUGGGGUCUUUCUCCAAGUAAAGAAAAGAACACCUACGACCUCCCACAAUGGAUCAAAGUCCUCAAACCAGGAGAGCAGUGCAGUUUUGUCUAUGUACAAGGAGGUCCUCAAGCCAAAGUCACCAUUCUAAGCUACCAUUAGCCAAUUACCCACCAACGAAAAAAAAAAGGCAUAGAGAUGAUUUUGCCCUGUUUUCACCUUUGGUCGGAAUUAGUACAUGUUUCUUAGAAAGACUAAUUUUGUAUGAAAACUGACAGAAAAGACAAACCGAUGUAGAUUUUAUGAUACUAUUUCACUGGUAAAUGAACUCAACCAAAUGGCUAAAUUGACGUCUA
Humulus lupulus (European hop) is the source of this 2217-nucleotide messenger RNA. Its product is annotated as endoglucanase 5. Bases 119 to 2023 code for a protein of 634 amino acids. The record is from RefSeq and is a predicted model, not a curated record. Gene Ontology annotation, molecular function: carbohydrate binding; hydrolase activity, hydrolyzing O-glycosyl compounds. Gene Ontology annotation, biological process: carbohydrate metabolic process. NCBI's taxonomy places the organism in Eukaryota, Viridiplantae, Streptophyta, Magnoliopsida, Rosales, Cannabaceae. The transcript is spliced from 11 exons.